Callorhinchus milii (elephant shark) is the source of this 1911-nucleotide messenger RNA. Its product is annotated as ras-related protein Rab-18. The coding region runs from base 175 to 789 and encodes 204 amino acids. Gene Ontology annotation, molecular function: GTP binding; GTPase activity. The transcript has 8 exons. Lineage: Eukaryota; Metazoa; Chordata; Chondrichthyes; Chimaeriformes; Callorhinchidae. The record is from RefSeq and is a predicted model, not a curated record.
AAGUAAGUGAGUUACUCAGUAGGACUUUGCGUCAUUUGAUGGUGCAACGUACUUCGUACUGUAGGUUGCAGAGAGAGAGACAGAGAUACAUUAGAGGGACACAAAAGAGAGGCGGAAAGAUACAAAGAGAGAAAGAAAGAGAAAGGAAAAGAAAGAAAGAGAGAGAGAGAGAGAAUGGGAGAGGAGUCUCUGACUACGUUGAAGCUUUUAAUUAUCGGAGAGAGUGGAGUCGGGAAAUCCAGCCUUCUACUGAGAUUCACGGAUGGCACGUUCGACCUUAAGAUCGGUGCCACCAUCGGGGUUGACUUUAAGGUGAAGAACUUGAGGGUCGAUGGAAACAACGUCAAGCUUGCAAUCUGGGACACAGCGGGUCAGGAACGCUUCCGAACACUAACGCCCAGUUACUACAGAGGUGCCCAGGGGGUUAUUCUAGUGUACGACGUGACCCAAAGGGAAACCUUCACAAAACUUCAGAACUGGCUGAACGAGUUGGAAACGUACAGCACAAAAUACGAGAUUGUUAAGAUGUUGGUCGGCAAUAAAAUCGACAAGCAAGAUCGGGAGAUCGACCGAAACGAAGGGCUGAGAUUUGCCAGAAAACAUUCCAUGCUUUUUAUAGAGUCCAGCGCUAAAACAUGCGACGGAGUCCAGUGUGCGUUCGAAGAAGUGGUGGAGAAGAUAAUGCAGACUCCAGGACUAUGGGAAACCGAGGGACACCAAGGCGUAAGACUAUCUAGCGCGGUGCCCAGAGGGGAGGACGCAUGCAGUGACUACUGCUCGCUGGUCUAAACUGACGUAUCUGAAACUGACCCCAGACCUUCAUACUCUGUCUCAACGGUGGUUUUAAGCGCCAUUCACCAUUCUCUUAAGCGCAGAAAACCUUUGCCUAAAAAAAAGCCAGAUGGAACUGAAGUGACCCGCGAUGAGAGUUAUUUUAUCUUAACCAACCGUUUUACGUACCCCUCCUCUCAUCCUCCGCCACCCACCCACCCCCCUCUCUCUCCUCCCCCCUAAAGAAAACCAGCCCUUUUGAUAGAACCAGAGUCCAUUGAACUUUUGGCGUUCAAUACAACAGUUUUUACCUCUGAUCCCACUAAGGACCUUUCAGUCAGGAGACUGACCUAUGCAGCCUACGCUGUGAAUUGAGGGGGUUUCUGUUAGGAUACAUUUCCCUCCCCAAAUAUUUUUAGGGACCAUUGAUCCUUAUUGACCUGCCGAGGUUUCCUGUUGCCAUUGCUAACAACCCUUUGCUGAGUUACUAUGGAUAAGCCCUUCUAAAUUGGGUGUCUGUAAUGCCUGAUAAGCGUUGGAUGCACAGUGCCUUAUAAUAUAGAACGCUAAACUUUUUUUUAAACAAAAACACGGAUAAAGAACAAACGAGGGAUCUAAGUUGGGGACUAUUUUUAAGCCUCUUUUUUUUCCCCCCCCUCUCCACUCCAACCCUCGCUCGAGGAGAUAAACGCUGCCCGUGGUGAGCUCUGCGUCCUUCACCACCUCCCGCGCGAAGGGUAAGACCAUCAUGGAUGACAAUACACUACAUAUUAAAACUGCGUGGAAUUAAAUGGUAUGAGAUUGAGUACUACUGCUCUCUUGGGUGGUUUGUCAGCCUGACGCAGUGGUAGUGCGCUCGCCUCUGAGUCAGCAGGUUGUGGGUUCAAGUCUCUACAUCAUCAGGACUUGAACUCACAUCGUCUAAGCUGACAGUGCUGGUGGGUGGUGGGGUUGUGGGGGGGGGGCGCAGGAUGCUCCAUUUUCUGAGGUGCUGUCCUUCAGAGAUGUUAAACCGAGCUCUGUUCGGUUGGUUAUUAACCUUUCCUUCCCAAUACUGGUUAAAUGUUUUCCGCGCACAUUUCCCCGGGACGGAAAGGCAGUAAGAGUAAUAAAGAGCAAGUCAAUCUCAAAUAUUUAUAA